Molecule: messenger RNA, 6178 nt
Organism: Pocillopora meandrina
Lineage: Eukaryota; Metazoa; Cnidaria; Anthozoa; Scleractinia; Pocilloporidae
Source: the annotation of a GenBank genome assembly
CGCCAGACAGAUAAGGAGGGUCAGCAAGACGCAAAUUAAACUUGGAGCAGUUUAUUCAGUUAAAAGAAUUACUUAAACCAAAACACGCGAUGGCAGGACUUCGUGACGUGGUUUUUACAGGAAUCUUUUUGUUUUUCCUCACACAGAGAAUAUCAUCAAAUAGUAGUAAGUCUACGAGUGUUUAGUUACUUUAUGUAUUUCAUUUUCAUACCUUUGAAGACAAGAUAAACACAUGUUCCCGGUCGGGUCACCGAAUUAUUACAUGUUGUCGUUAUAUUCAAGACAAUUACCGAAGGCUGAUAUACAGAGUACCAUCUUCUGCCUUUUCGUUACGUUCGUUACGUUGUGGUGUCACUGCUGCAAGCAGCGAAGAGAGUAGAAAGCUUCUCAUAUGACAACACUGCGCAGCUUCACCGGCCGAGUCAUGAGGUGUUUCAACAAACAGUAUAAACAAAAGAAUGAGCAACAUAUCAUGAUCAUAUCUUGAGUUACUGAAAUACAUGCUGAGAAAUUUUCAUUACCCUGUAAUAUCACUAAAUGAGUUUUACAUCUCAAUAAUCUGUCGGCACCCCUUAGCUACGUUGCGCAAGUUCCGUCCGCUUCAGUCAGCGUUGAUGCCGACUGGGACGAUGGAAGUUUUUGAAAACUCAGAAGCCCCAGUUUAAAGUCUCACUGGUGUUGUUGUGCUUUUAUAGCUUGAAAUUCUUGUUAUUGAAUUCCACCAACAACAAUCGGAAUUCUUCGAAGCAGAUUUAGGGUAUUCGUUUAUCUUUUGUAAACCUAAGUUCAGUUGUCGUGACUGUAUCGAGCGUUUUAUUUACAAAUUAUGUUUGUCGGUCUAAUGCCUUGUUCAUCGUUAUUUACCGAUAAAUUGUUUUCUUUCACCCAAAUCUAUGACCGUUUGUUCUAUCGCUUGAUACGUUUGCUAACAAGAUUACGUGAACCUCGCUCAGAGGAAGAUAAUCCCACACAGACAUAAGCUGAAAUGUAAUACGUUCUUACUCUGAACAGCUUUCAUAAUCUCGUAUGCUUUAUAUCUCUUAACAGAUCUUCCCAAAGAAAUUAAUGUUUUCGAUGCAGUGGGUCUUGGCAGUAAGGUUUUCCCAGGAGUUUCGUCAACAGCUGGACAAAACAACAAGAGUCCGGCAUAUCACUUCACACAAAAAACUGAUCACAUGAUUGCAAGUCAAAACGCAUUUGAAGAGGUCGACAAACUCAUCCACAACAGCAGUGAUUUUAUUGUCUCUGCUUACGCUAAGCUCGGGGCCAAGGAGAUCUACAAAAACCCUAUCGUUUCCAUCAAUUCAAAGGACGGCAAUCAAUUAUACUUCUUAUUACAGAUCUCGUGAGUAUUGCGUUUAUCUUUAGUAAAGCUCUUUUCCUGUUUAUUAUAUGCGGGCGAAUUAACACUUCCGUUGCGAAAUGUAUCACUCAUUUUCACGCUAACAGAAAAGUCAAUAUUAGUUUUUGAACUGACGGUCCUCUCUGGGCCAGAGCUUAUUUUUGUUUAUGUAGCUCUUCAGCAGUAAAAUAGAGUCGUUAUACAUUCUUAAAGAAGACAGCCACGAAAUUGCUGACUGUCGACUAUUAUCACGCAGCGAACUUUAUUUUGAGUCCCUAAGGAAAACAAACCUUUGAUCUUGCGUGGCAUCCAAAGCUGGCGGUUUUUUCUGUUUUUUGACACUCGUUGAAAAAGAAGGUUGUGGAGACGCCGAAAUGAGCAACGGAAAUUAGAUUUCUACUCCAUACUCUUGUCGCGGUUUCGUCGCUCAUUUUGCGACUCUAUGGCUUUCAAAAUACCAGCCGGCAAGUUGGAUUUUGCCUCUACCUGGCAGCGAGAAUGAGUUAAUAUAUGCAUGAGUAUAGUACUCUGCAGUAUCUCCAUGAAUUCAAAAUAGCAGCCAGAGCCGUUAAAAACGAUUUUCCAUUUCCCAUAGUAUGAUUUUUUAAAUUCGUUUAACCCUUUACACCCUGAAAUACGUUUGUCCACUUUCUUCGCGGUUCACUUUACAUUUUCCAUGGUACUUACAAAGAGUUAGCGGGCGAUCAUAUCCUACAUUCUCACUACCGUAGCGUUUGAUUUAUAAAUGAUACUGUGAGGAGAAAUUAGACGCCAGUUACUCUUGAGGUUUGAAGUGUCAAUUGACCCAAAAGACAAUAAUUUUCACUGAACUCGAGCAGCAGUGAUUUCCACCGGUAAGAUCGCGCGCUUCUCUUCUUUGACGCGCGUGUAAGUCCCUUUCCCCGCGUGGCCCAUUGUCCACCCACCCAUCUCGCAAGCGAAGGAUAAGUCAUGUAAACACUUUUCCUGAUGCCUUUUUUUUUCUUUUAUUUUAUCAUGUGUUCAUUUAUUUAAUUAUUUUUUCACCGUGGCUCAGAGGGAAUGCACGAGGAUCAGGACUUGAAAUAGUUGUUACAGUGCAGACGAAGGGAGGAUCCCCCAAAAGAUUUGAAGCUUCGAGUAGCAGAUCCUUGGACUACACAACAUGGCACAAGAUAGCGGUUCGAAUCCAGGAAUCCGAAUCCCUGAUGAGAGUGUACGUGGAUGACAGCAUGAUCAACGUGUUUUCCUUUAGAUACACCCCUCAGCCAUACCCUAAAGAUGCACAGCUGCGUCUCGGACAGGUUUUCGAGGUGUACUUAGAAAACACUGGUGAAAUAACCUCACGAUUUAGGGUAAGCUGUUCUGCAAGCAGACCUUACAAGAUUCAAAUUCUUUUUAACUCGUGUUUCCACUGACGUCCAUUUAAGCUACAAAAAAGUGGGCAAAGGAUAGUCCAGGUGUAACAUGUAGAACCCGUCUGAAAAGAAAGGUGGUUUUUAGCCUUGAUAUUUUUCUAAGAGGGAUUUUUGGGUUCACCUGAAAAAAAUAACCAUGUGCAAAAGAAAGUUAUAUCCUAUUGCUCUGAGCUGUUUAUAUUUUUUCCAGUGUCUUGGUUUUUAAAAAUUCAGUUGUCGUAACAUUUUUUUUUUUUUUGUAGGGGGAUCUACAAGAUGUCAAAUUUAUCAGAGGGUCACCCCUUAGCGACUGCUCCAAGAUCGCAAAGGUAUGUGAUUGUCAAAAUUCAACCUCGGUGCAAUGACGACUUCAACGAAAUACUUUUGGGAAGAUUCAUUCAUCUCCCAUGAGCGACCAAGACAGAAUUUUACCUACGAUAUCGGCACAAAAUUAAGCAGACGAAAGAUGAAAAUAAAGAAAUAAAUAUCGAUUAGGGGAUUAUCAGUUGAUCCAAUAUCAAUUUCUCGGAACUGAAAUCCUAAGAACUCAAUGGCAGACAGAAAGGAGAGUUAUUCAUAAGAUCUUGGGAGUCAAAUGGUUAAAAAAGUUCUGAAAGUUAUUAUCUUAUCAGAUGUGAUUUAAAAUGUAAUUUAACUCUCAGAUGCGAACUCUAAUUUUAGCGUCAUAUGUACAUGGUACAGCUUAAUGCUGUUGACCUCCUGUUAGAAAAUACAGGCGAAAUGUCCCAAAGACGUCAUGUUGGUUUGCGAUGGACUAACAUCCAAUCUAGAGAGUUCGAAAUGUUUCUUGUAACAUGGCUUGCAUAUGAUAAUGUUCUGAUUAAUGAAAACACUGUUCUAAUUUUUUCUUCUCAGUGUCAGUGCACUGAUGUCGUUGGAAAAAAGGACUGUGUAGUUGAUGGAUUGAAAUACGCGGACGGAAACCGCUGGACAAGGGAUAAGUGUAACAUUUGUCACUGCGAGGUGAGCAUGCGCACUAAAACCGGUAGGAGCCGAGAGAUUACAUGAGGAAAUUCGUAUUUCAUAUUAAAUUCUACGUCACGAAAAAAAUGUGGCUACAGCUUUUGAUAAAGUAACGUUUUGGACUUUAAAAUAAGCCAGGGUUUGUGGUGUUGAAUUUGUACCCACGAAUAAAAGAACUGAUUUUAGGAAUAUUUAAGUUGGUAUUCAGAAUAGAGCAAAACUCACAAAAGAGUUGUUUGUGGCUCAUCCGGUAGGUCUUUGAUACAACCGCGAAAUUUGAUGGUUCCUUGUCAGUUGGAAUUCUCAUGGGAGACUUGAUUGUUUUAUCUGCCAUGAGCUCGUAAAAAAAAUUAAUAACUAAAAAUAAUUAAGAUCUGAAAUUAGUGAUAAUCAUGGAUUAGUAAACUGCUUUCGAUCUCGAGUAAAAUAAUAUUUUUGUUUGUUGUACUGACUUCCCAGAAAUAUUAGGGAAAGUUGACUUGCGAGAUGCUUUUUAGGCAGGCAGAAGAUAAGGUUUAAUAAUUUAAAACCUUGGUCGAAUAAAAUGGCAUCGGCAAAACGAGUAGAAGGACAAAAUUGCGCCAACAGUUAUUCUGUGUUCAACAAUACUUCACUAUGAGCAAAUCAACCCGCGGGACUUCACUUAGCCAGCAGGACUUAAAACUCUCGCAUGAAAUUGAGGCGAGUGGUUAGACAAUCCAAGAUGGCGCCCAAACCUGAAAUAGCACAGCAUCCAGAAAGACGCGACACGAGUACUAUGCGUUCUCCUCGCGUCGACCACGAUUAUGCUUACAAAUCUGUUCGUAGUUGCUUGAACCGUCGUUUUGUCAUUCAUUGCGUUGAUUUUUUACCUCUCUUUUAUCCAGUGGGGCCAGGUGAUCUGCACAUACACAUGCCAAGUCUGCAAGGAUAACGAUCAGACUUACAUGGAGGGCGAAACAUGGAAAUCAAGUAACGACAGUUGUCAGACCUGCAAAUGUGAGGUAAGCAGAACUUCUCUUCUGUGAGAAAGGACGGGAAAAGAAAGGCCAUUAGUGUAAUGGAAAAUGCAUCAUCUACUUAAUGAUGUGGUCUUUCUACAGGGUGGUAAGGUCACAUGUUCACCGCCAGUCUGCCCGAAGCCUGACUGCAGUGGAAAGUCAGGGGACGUUGUGACUCUCAAGGGACAGUGCUGUCCAAUUUGUAAAGGUGAGUUUUCAUUAAAGAUUCAAGUAUCACAUCACAAAAAUUCAACUUAAGUACACUCAUCGAGCCAAUCUGCGUCUUAUCGUCUUUCCCAAAAGUUGUGAAGCCGAAGACAACAUCUCGUAUAUCAUAUUUCAAGGCAAACUUAAUAACGUCGAUCGAGCUUUGCAUUAGAUGGUGUAACGGUUCCUUCUUGGAGGAGUAGAUCUAAAUAAGACAAGAAUAUAGAUGGGCUUCACCUAACCGCUUGCUCAAUUCGUUGAAAUCUGAUCCUUAACUUUAAUCCAUAAUAAACGCUUUGUUCUACUUUUCUUAUCAUUUUCAUUUCCUCAGAGGAUCAGUGUCGCGGUACUGGAAAAGUUUUUAAGUGUGGUUGUGACGCCACCUGCUCAAAUUAUGAUGGCCUCAAAUGCCAAUCAUGUACUGAGGGUUGUUUCUGCCCUGAAGGGAGAGUACUGAAUGGACAGGGAAAAUGUAUGGCAACUGCUCGCUGUGGUUGUUUGCACGAAGGAAAGAGAUACAAGGUAGGGAGGUUAUGUUAAAUAAGAGGAGUUCACUCCUGUCGAGAUCCUGGCAUGUACAACUCGCACGGUGCUCACCAAAAAUUUCAAACUCCAUGAGUCGGCUAUUAAAGAGAUCCAAUUUGGGUUGUGGUUUUGACGAUCAAUGAACCUCAACAGUUCUUCGUUUGAGAGUUUUCUAUAACAUAAACACAUCAAGGGUAAUUGACGUGUUAAGCAUCCUAUUUUAAUAUUUUGGUUCACUCAUGUGUGACAAUCGUUCGACUGCAAAUGGAGAGUAUUGGUUUUAGAGCGCGCUGUAUGUAGCCAAUCAGAGCGUAGGAAAACAUCUUAAACAAAUCUAACAUGUUCCCUGAUUGCAUUUCACACCCGACCGAAAAUUGCUCCAUGAGUCAACUAUCACUGCUCACUGUGACUUUGUUCCAAGGAAGAAAAAGUUAAGCUGAGGAAAUGCAAAUUAUGAGCUGUCUUCUCUAUGAGCCUUUUCAUAUCAUAGAUGGCAUGAUUACAACUUCUUCAUCUUGUUCUUGUCAUUAUUGGUAUUAGUAUUAUUACUUUUUUUUUACUAAAACAUUCUUUUUUAUCUAUUGCCAACAGACAUUGGAGCAGUAUUCCGAUAGUUGCCAAUUCUGUUUAUGCCUCGGUGGGAAAAUGCAUUGUGACAAACGGUGUUAAGUCAUCAUUUGACCAAGGGACCCUUUUCUGAAAAGUCCUUGAUAAAUGUAGUAAGCCUGAUCUUCAUGAAUAUAUUGAUAUGUUAAGACUUAAUC